AGAUGCUGUCAAUGAUGCAAACCCCGCCCCUCUCAGGCGACGUUGUGCGGCGUUCUGCAUUUUCAUUGGAGCUUGUCUCAUGUGUCAGUCAGCACGUCCCUCCUCCAUACAGCCGUGGACAAACUGAUGCUUUUCACAGCGGCUGCAUGUGUGUGCAUGUCAGACUGGAGUGGUUCAGACUAUCAUCAUUUUUUCUUCAGUGGCAGUUCUCUCCCCUUUGGGCUACAUAAACUAUCAUUUGUCCGCCGACCGAGUGUUUCUGAGAUCUCCACCUUCAUCACCUGGAAAUAACAUCUGCAACUCUGUCAAGAGGAAUGUUCCUGGUACUCCAGCCAUAGCCUGCACUGGCCAGUCUGAAGCGAAAUGGGCUCAGAAGAGCGCAGCUCAGCCAUGUCACAGAAGAUCUCCUCCCUGUCACGCAGCAACAGCAGCUCCUCGUCCAAACAUGACAGCCGACAGGACAGCUGGGAAAUUGUGGAGGGACUGCGCAAAGGCUUCAGCAACGUUAUGGAGCCACAGAAACAGGAGGGCUACAUGCUAAAGAGGAGAAAAUGGCCCAUGAAGGGCUGGCAUAAGAGAUACUUUUUCCUAGACAAGGGCAUCCUGAAGUAUGGCAAGUGCAGUGCUGAUAUUGAGAAGGGGAAGCUUCAUGGCUGCAUUGAUGUGGGUCUCUCUGUCAUGGCCAUUAAGAAGAAAGCCAAGUGCAUCGAUCUUGAUGCCGAGGAAAACAUCUAUCACCUGAAGAUUAAGACACAGGACCUGUUUGAUGAAUGGGUGUCCAAGCUACGUCAUCAUCGUGUCUAUCGGCAAAAUGAAAUUGCCAUGUACCCUAAUGAGAAGUCCUUCUACUAUCCCCACUACCCCUCCCCCAACUCCCCUAGCAUGGCUGACAGUGCCUCUCUGAGAAAGUGCAUGUCUUUACGCCGACAGUCCACAGUGCAUUCUGCAGGAGCCUUUCCUUCAGGCUGUAAUAGUCAAGCCAAGGUAGCGGCCUGGCUCCAGUCAUCUGAUGAUAUGGACAAGUGCUCCAAAGACUUGUCAGUCUGUGAGGCCUACCUGCUGGAUCUCAACCACCUCCUUCAGAGUAUGGAAGUCCUCCAUCGGACCUAUUCUGCUCCAUCUAUCCAAGCCCUGCAGGCAUCUACAUUUGACAGCCCCAAAAAGGAAAAGAGAAUUCCAAGGAAAUGGCGCUCUAAGAACUACAACAAAGACGUCAAAACUACUCUGCAGGUUCCCAGCUGCAUCUCCUCCAGCUCUAUCCGCCUCCACGCCUCAAACCCCAACCUCUCCACCGCUGCCCUCGGCAAUGACAAAGUCGACCCUGAAUGCCUGGAUGCGACUUUUGACGUGGCCAAGCUGCAGGAGGAUUUCUGCCGUGUUGCCGCUAACUUGCACGCCACCAUGAAGUCCGCCCUCAGUUCACUGACGUCAGAGAAAGAGAGAUUAAAACAAUGCCUGGACCAUGAAACGUGUCCCCCUACCUCACCGCAGGUUGUUGGUUUGAAGAACGCGCUGGCAACGAAACAGGACUCUGUGGAUGAAUCCCGUCCUCUAGUGCAUCAAGUAUCCAAUGAGAGCAGAGCUUCACUCGCAGAGUCAUUGUCCGAGUUCUUUGACGCGCAGGAAGUUCUGUUGUCUGCUAGUUCCUCUGAAAAUGAGAUAUCAGAGGAUGACUCAUACAUUAGCGACAUUAGCGACAACAUUUCCAUGGACAACUUCAGUAACGAGACAGAAAGUGAGAGACCAAACUCAGGCUCUGCUGAAGAAGGCACUGUCCUUUGUCAGCGUAGAUCCUGUCUGUCCUCACCCAGCCCCAAUAACAGCACCAUCAGCCUGUGGAACAUCCUCAGGAACAAUAUAGGCAAAGACCUGUCCAAAGUGGCCAUGCCAGUGCAGCUUAAUGAGCCACUUAACACCCUGCAGAGACUGUGCGAGGAGCUGGAGUACAGCGAGCUGCUAGACAGGGCUGCUAACACACAGGACCCUUUCGAACGUAUGGUAUACAUAGCUACGUUUGUAGUAUCAGGUUAUGCAUCCAGCUACUACCGCACUGGGGGAAAGCCUUUCAACCCUGUCCUGGGAGAGACAUACGAAUGUGACCGGCCAGAUAAAGGCUUUCGAUUUAUUGCAGAGCAGGUCAGCCAUCACCCUCCCAUCUCAGCUUGCCAUGCAGAGUCUAAAAACUUCAUCUUCUGGCAAGACGUGCGUUGUAAGAACAAGUUCUGGGGGAAGUCGAUGGAGAUUGUUCCUGUUGGCACCACACAUGUAACUCUGCCGGGGUUUGGAGACCACUAUGAGUGGAACAAGGUGACGUCAUGCAUCCACAACAUUCUCAGUGGACAGCGCUGGAUAGAGCACUAUGGGGAGAUCUCCAUCAGAAACUCCAGCAGUGACGUCUGUCAGUGCAAGAUCACUUUCAUUAAGGCCAAAUACUGGAAUUCAAGUGUGAAUGAGGUGGAGGGAACCAUCACAGAUCAGAAAGGGAAGGUCAUCCAUAAACUCUUUGGAAAGUGGCACGAAGCAGUUUUCUGUGGAGACCCACCUUCAGCCACGUGCGUCUGGAGAGCCAAUGCAAUGCCUGUAGACCAUGAGCAGUAUUACGGUUUCACUAAAUUUGCUAUUGAGCUGAACGAGGUAGAGCCAUCCCUGAAACUGCUGCUACCACCCACAGAUACCAGACUGCGUGUGGACCAAAGACUGCUGGAGGAGGGGAACUUGGAGGCUGCAGAGGAGCAGAAGCAGAGGAUUGAGCAGCUGCAGAGAGAGAGACGGAGAGUCCUGGAGGAGAGCAACGUAACACAUCAACCUAAAUUCUUCAGGAAGUCAAAGGAUGAUACGUGGGUGAGCAACAACACAUACUGGGAGCUGAGGAAGGACGUUGGCUUUGGCCACAUAGAUUUUCCAACACUGUGGUGACCUGAAUUGCGGAUCACACACACAUUUCGACCUGCACAGCCUCCUACUGUGAUCCAGGCUGGUUCUGGUGAUGCCUGUAUUCCAGUCUUACCAUCCACAUUCAAUACUGGUCUUCUUUAUUAUAGCUCAUCAAAGUUAUUGCCUUAAUAGCAAGUGCUUAUCUAAGUUGUGUAAACAUGUUUAUGCAAGCAUAUUAUGAGAAUGUUUCAAUUUAGGCAAUUUUUGUCCAUAUUUUCACCUGUUUAUGUUACACUGUACAACUUAAACUGAGAAAUGGGAAACUACAUGGUAUAAAGGAUAAAAAUCCUUUUCAUAACUAGUCUAUGCUAGUUUAAAAAGAACUGAAGAACUGGUCACUUUAGCUGCCGUCUUAUCAUGAACAUUCUCUACCUCUGAGAUAAACUAGCCUUGAUAUGCCAUUGAUUAAGUGUACACAUCCGAUAUUUAUUCUGCACCUGCCUGAUGCCUUACUGGUUGUACUCAUAUUAAUUAAUUUAUUUUUUUGUUGCAUCUGUUUUAAAAAAAAAAAAGGUAUGUUUUGUAAGGAAUUCUUAAGAACAAAUGAGAAUUGUUCACAUGAUCCUUACUGAACCUUUCUUUGUGUCUCAUAAUGGUAAUUACUGCUUUUUGCUAUGACUACGUGAACAACUGUGUAACUAUGAGCAGCAGUAGCAAAUGUCAAAUCCAUCCAUUUUUCACUUUAUCCAAUGCACCAUUGUCUACCUUGGUCAUGGGCUUUGGGACCUGAGUGUCCAAACUAUGCUCCAUGAGCUCAAAUAAAAACUCUGAUGCUUUCUUC
Messenger RNA from Thunnus maccoyii (southern bluefin tuna), 3715 nucleotides. It is a transcript of the gene osbpl3b, whose product is annotated as oxysterol binding protein-like 3b. The coding region runs from base 364 to 2916 and encodes 850 amino acids. Gene Ontology annotation, cellular component: plasma membrane; cytosol; intracellular membrane-bounded organelle. The record is from RefSeq and is a predicted model, not a curated record. The transcript is spliced from 22 exons. Gene Ontology annotation, molecular function: cholesterol binding. NCBI's taxonomy places the organism in Eukaryota, Metazoa, Chordata, Actinopteri, Scombriformes, Scombridae.